This is a messenger RNA of Oryctolagus cuniculus (rabbit), 1021 nucleotides long. Lineage: Eukaryota; Metazoa; Chordata; Mammalia; Lagomorpha; Leporidae. The record is from RefSeq and is a predicted model, not a curated record.
GCGGGACUUGUUGGGCCCGCGCACCCAGCCUGACGAGAAGGCCGGGAUUGGGAGCACCGAGGGGCAGCCCUAGACUCCAGGCCCUGUCCUAGUUCUGCCCUCGGAUGUCCGACCGCCCAGAGCCUGCAUGCGCCGAGGGGCGCCCCAGGACCAGGAGCUGAUGGGUCCGGGGGCCCCUGGGCGGGGGUCCCGGAGCGCCCCUCCUCCCUCGGGACCGGUUGUCCCGGUCCUCGUCUUACCCCUGGAUCUAGUAUUCAGAGCGGACCAGCGGAGCGGCCUCCGACAGCUGCUGACCCUCUACAACCCCACAGGAACUGCGCUUUGCUUCCGAGUCCUGUGUACAGCACCUGCGAAAUACACGGUGUUUGAGGCCGAGGGCUAUGUGAAGGCGCAGUCCUGCAUUGACAUAGUGAUUCGCCAUGUGGCCCCCAUCCCCAGCCACUACGACGUCCGGGACCGAUUCCGCAUUGAACUGUCGGAGGAGGGAGCCAAUGGCCGAGUGGUGGGCCGCAAGGACAUCACCUCGGUUCUCAGAGCCCCAGCACACCCCCUUGAGCUGCAGGGACAGCCCAACCCACUGCCCACCCUGGGGCCCCCUGCCGGGACAGCAGCCCCCACGGCCAGACCCUUCCAAGAGACCCCCCGCCAGCAGCUGGCCACCAGCUCCUUCCUGCUCUUCUUGCUGACCGGCAUGGUGUCUGUGGCCUUCUUGCUGCUCCCGCUCCAGGACGAAGUGGGCAGCCAGCUGCCCCAGGUCCUGCACGUGUCCCUGGGACAGAAGCUGGUGGCAGCCUACGUCCUGGGCCUCCUCACCGUGGUGUUUCUCUGGACCUGAGCCCCACCCCCCCACCCCCCCACCCCCGGGCAAGGACUCAGGCAGCCACUGUGACCUCUUUCUUUGCCUCUGCGCCCUCCUCCUCCUUCCUGCCCACUCCUCUCCCCCGUCCCCAGAGCAAAAUAUCCAGGGAUUUGUAUCAUUUUCCAAGUUGAAUAAAAUAACUUUGUAAAAAAAAAAAGUUUA